Messenger RNA from Chara braunii, 470 nucleotides. The record is from the annotation of a GenBank genome assembly. Lineage: Eukaryota; Viridiplantae; Streptophyta; Charophyceae; Charales; Characeae.
CUUGUAUGGUCCAGACGACGCCAGUGACUAUGCUACUUACCCUCAACGCCAUUUCGAAACUAGAACUCUGAGGGACUGGAACAGAGGAAUGAAAGAAGAGGAGGUACAGGUGGUGAAUUGUGGGAUCUGAAAAGACAAGAAUGAAGGAUGGUGAGAAGAUGCGCGCAGAGACAUGGAAUCACAUAGACAGACACAGAGGGAGCAAGCACUCAAGAAGGUUAGAGAAGAAAAAUACAUCAAUCUUGGAGGUUGGAAGCUGAGGCUUGGACGCUUUGGGCAGACCGCGCCACCAUUACUGAAGGUUUGGACAUUUCUCACAGCGGACACUCAUGAGGGUGUAGGAAAUGGUGUAACUGAGGUGGCGAUCAUCAUUGCGACAACCUUGGCUGUUUGAAAGAAUGUAGCUGUUGCUGAGAACUGUCAUAGAGUGUGGAUUGGAGAGGUGGCAACAACAAACUCUGGUGUUCCGC